Molecule: messenger RNA, 1565 nt
Organism: Impatiens glandulifera
Lineage: Eukaryota; Viridiplantae; Streptophyta; Magnoliopsida; Ericales; Balsaminaceae
Product: chromatin assembly factor 1 subunit A
Exons: 12
Coding region: 100-1347 (415 amino acids)
Molecular function (GO): protein binding
Source: RefSeq, a predicted model, not a curated record
AUGGAACUUCAGAAUCGCUUUCGAUCUUUCAGGUUCGGUGUAAUUCAGCGAAUCUAGACUAGUGAGAGAAAGAUAUAGAGAUAAAGAGAGAGAGUAUCAAUGGCGGGCGUAUCCCUCAAGUGCGGGGACUGCGGCGUCCUAUUGAAAUCGGUAGAAGAAGCUCAAGAACAUGCUGAGUUAACUCAACAUUCCAAUUUCAGUGAAUCAACUGAGGCCGUCCUCAAUCUUGUCUGUUCUACCUGUAGCAAACCUUGUCGCUCCAAGACUGAGAGUGACUUGCAUACUAAGAGGACCGGGCAUACUGAGUUUCAGGAUAAGACUUUUGAGGCGGUAAAGCCUAUUGUUUUGGAGGUCCCUAAGGAUGUCAAGAAUGAUGUUGAAAUGGGAGAGGGAUCUGGAGGAAGUGCUAGCAAUCAGCCUGAAGAGAUGGUUGUUGCAGAAGUUGACCAAAAUUUGCUUGAGGAACUUGAAGAGAUGGGAUUUCCAAAGGCAAAGGCAACCAGGGCACUUCAUUUUUCCGGAAAUUCCAGUCUGGAGGCUGCUGUAAAUUGGACAAUGGAACAUGAGGAUGAUGCAGAUAUAGAUCAGAUGCCCAUGGUGCCUAUCGGUAGCAAAAAUGAGGCUCCUAAGCCUUCUCUUACUCCUGAAGAGAUUAAGAUAAAACAACAAGAACUAAGAGAGCGAGCUCGCAAGAAGAAAGAAGAGGAAGAAAGGCUGUCAGAAAGGGAGAAAGAGAAGGAGAGGAUUCGGAUUGGUAAGGACCUCCUUGAAGCAAAGAGAGCAGAGGAAGAUAAUGAAAGAAAACGCAUAAUAGCAUUGCGUAAGGCUGAGAAAGAAGAGGAGAAAAGAGCUAGGGAGAGAAUUCGACAGAAGCUGGAGGAAGAUAAGGCAGAAAGAAGGAGGAAGCUUGGAUUGGCUCCAGAAGAUCCUUCUACAGUUAAAGUUGUUACUCCAGUUGUGGAGGAAAAAAAGAGCUCCUUGCCUAUCAGGCCUGCUACAAAAACAGAGCAAAUGAGAGAGUGCCUAAGAUCUCUUAAGCAGAACCAUAAGGAUGACGAAGCCAAAGUGAAAAAGGCGUUUGAGACGCUUUUAACAUUUGUAAAGAAUGCUGCAACAAAUCCUACUGAGGAGAAGUUCCGCAAGAUUAGAGUCACCAAUGCAAAUUUUCAGGCUCGAGUGGGUGCACUAAAAGGUGGAGUGGAAUUUCUUGAGCUGUGCGGUUUUGAAAAGAUUGAAGGUGGUGAGUACUUAUUUCUCCCCAUUGAAAAAGUUGACAAAACAGUGCUCUACUCAGCUGGAAGUGAGUUAAGUAGCGCAAUAAACAACCCCUUUUUCGGUGUUCUUUAGUAAGAAGUACUUGAUUUGAAAAGAACUAUUUCCAAUUUGAUGGUUUGGGCAGCAGGAACACUUUUGGUUUCUAUUUUACCUUUUUAAUCACUCUGUUUUUGGAUCUCUACAAUCUUGUUUUUUUUUUCAUUUCAAAUGCCAUUACAUCCAACUGUUAAAGAAACCAAUUACUUCGUUGUUUAUCUAAUAAUGUCUAUGGUCUUAUUACUUUUGGGUUA